CCAGAGAUGUAGAGUAAAUAAAUCUUUUUUUUUGAAAGCGGAAGUAUAUAUUAAUAGUGUCCUAGUGUUUGAACUUGCGAGAAAGAUUCAUGUUUAAUAUUGUGUGAUCUAAUGGUAAUGAGGAAAAGUUGUGCACAUAAUUCGCCUAUCUUGAAUGAUGUUAUCGAGAUUUUUAAUUAAGCUAAUGAAGCUUUAGAUAAGGCUAGAUGGUCGAUACAAUGUCUAGACAUUUGUAAACGCGCGGCUUAUCAAUCGUCAUGAGUGUUCGUCAUGAAUCGUGGGCGUGCGAGGGAGAACUCGAGUGAUUAAGAUGCAUAUGUGGUAUUGGUUCGGUGUAGAUCUAGACAACUUCCUGUUUCCAGGAUACAACAUCACAACGGUAUGGGCUCUUCUGGCAACGUGCUUGGGCUUGGCUGCACUCGCAGUACUGUAUGAGGCCAUGAAAGUUUUUCAGAUCCAUUUGCAAGAGAUUGGGAGAAAAUCUGUAUCUAGAACGGCCUCAGCUUCUUCUGAAAGUUCCUCUCUUUUAUCCAAAGUAACACCAAAAAAUUUUAAAACUUCUACAAGAUGCGUGAUUUGCUCUAAAUGGACACUGCAAGUAUUACAUUGGUUUCUUCAUACUAUACUCGGUUACAUAUUAAUGAUGGCAGUUAUGACAUACAAUGCUUAUUUCACAAUUGCUCUUACAAUUGGGGGAUGUUUAGGAUAUUGGAUAUUUGGUCCUACACUCGUACAAUUAAAUAUGCAACGGUUUUAUCACAAACAAGCACUCAUGAAAUGUGAUGAGAAUUGUAAAGAUAUCUUUACGAAUCAACAAAGACGCGAAUCUGCAGUCUCUAUUGUUGCAGAACAAUUAGUCACAGAAGCAAAUAUCGAAGUCCACAUAUCGAGAGACACGUGAGUUUUAUCAUCAAACUUUGUAACAGAAAGUCUAAUAUUAUUCGAAGUAGUUAUUGUAUAUUAUAUAUUUAUAUAUGUAUACACAGCAUAUUUUUAUAUUGAUGUUUUCUUAUAAGCUACAAAGUAAAAAAAUAUGCAAUAUAAAAAAGAUUGAUCGGCCUACUAUUUAUUUGCAACUUACAUGAUAUCAUUAUUUGAUUUUUAUAUGCUAAAUAUAAAAAUAGGUACACAUAUUACACAUACAUAUAUAUAUUUUUUGGAGAUAUAUAAGAUAGAUUUACAGAUAUUUAUAUAUAAAUAUAUAUCACAUACAACAAACUCUCUUUAGAGUUAACAGGUUUCUUAGAAAAAUUAAUAAUAUUUGCAAAAAAUAAAAAUCUAAAUCUGUAAUCUAAAUACUAAAUAUGUGAUAUGGAUAAUAGUAUAAAUUAUAAUGAUUUAUGAUUAAUAGUAUAAAUUAUAAUGAUCUAUAAUUAAUGAUAUUAAUAUCAUAUUAUUUUUGUCUCAUAAUAUUCUUGUAAUAUUAUAAACAAUAAAGCAACCAAAUAACUGUGUA
Cataglyphis hispanica is the source of this 1456-nucleotide messenger RNA. RefSeq names its product probable low affinity copper uptake protein 2. Bases 311 to 901 code for a protein of 196 amino acids. Lineage: Eukaryota; Metazoa; Arthropoda; Insecta; Hymenoptera; Formicidae. Gene Ontology annotation, cellular component: plasma membrane. Gene Ontology annotation, biological process: intracellular copper ion homeostasis; copper ion transmembrane transport. Gene Ontology annotation, molecular function: copper ion transmembrane transporter activity. The transcript is spliced from 4 exons. The record is from RefSeq and is a predicted model, not a curated record.